AUGGCGGUUCACCAGGCGGUUGAUGAGAUAUCGGCUGCAACAGGGGAUGCUCUUCAUAAGAUUGAAAAAAAGCCGAUUUUGCAACAAAUUUUGAUUGGCGCCACUUCUGGAAUGGUCACUGGAUACGUUUUGACUAAGAUAGGUAAGACAGUUGCAUUCUGUGUGGGCGUUUCAGCAAUUGGCCUGCAGUUUUUCGUCAAUCGUAAUCGAAGUGCUGAUGAAUGGAAAAAGAUUGAAGAUGACGCGCAUGAAAUACUCGAAAAAGUCGUUCCAACUGCUAAGCAGAACAAAGCUUAUUCGAAAAAGGGGGGGUGGGUUGCCUCACAAGUCGGAGUUGGUGCCCACGGGCGUUGGCGCUUUAGAGCCCUGCUUUCGCUCGCAGCACGGAUUCGGAAUGGGGGUCUUGGUGUUCUGUCUCCUGAUCAUCCCCGAAUUGGGCGUACGCGCGAUCAAAGGUACAAAUGCAAAGCUCCCUGCUGUUCUGGAUUCAGUUAUUCACUUGGUGCACCGUGUACCCUCUGUGGGAGGUUGAUUUCCGUUAGCGGAUCAUCGGAAUCAUCACAAGUCGUUUCAGAAAGGCAUCACGUGGAACAAGUUGGUACUAAGAGGCGUCUUAUAGAGAUAUCUGUGAGUAUUUCGGAUAGCCCGUGCACUUUUCCAUUGGCUGUUGUGAGCCUUGGAAAAACGAGCGUCUUCGACGCAAAGGAAAAUUUGUGCACUAUAACAAGCAAAUCAAUAUCCUUCGGGGCCAAUGUCCAUGGUAGUCUUCCAUAUAAUGAGCUAUUUUUAGGUGUUUUCGUCCCUCUCGCCGUUAAAGCUGACGAGGUCGAGGAGAUACUCUUUUGUGAACAGCUUAAAGUUAUAUUUUUGAUCCUGAAUAUCACGAGCAUGAAUCGUAUUUCCGAAUCUCUAGGCGUUACUCAUCAUUGUAAAGAUGAUAAGAAGAGGCGUGUUGUCAUCGUCCUCGAAGAAAAGUCACUUCGAAAUCCUUUCGAUUGUUCCGUCAUCCCUCGGUGUUUGACAUCGCCUCAGCUGGAAGCUUUUUGUACUAAUGUUCGGCUGAUGGGUGGUGUCUCCAUGACCGAUGUGAAACCCUCCACUGCUCAAAGCAUUUUAGUGGCGUUCGGACUGCGUCUCACGCGCAGCCAUCCUAACGAAACUACCCGUGAGGUUUCCACAGUGAAUCUUUCUGGAAACGCCUUAUCCGACUGUCCGGUUGUUCGACGUUCGUCGAAUAUGCCUCUUGCACUGCAUCCUAGUGGAGCUGGAGAUUCGGACAAUCUUGUGGUUUUGAGUGACGAUGAAUCUGAUUGUGAGAAUGAUGAUAAUAAUGGUGCUUCGUCCAACGUUACACAUGAACCCACCUCUGCAGAUGAAGUUACUUCGAUUAACGGCAAAGGCAGCUUUGUCUAUCAUCCACCUGGAUCAAAGGAUGGUAUUCUCUUAACUGAAGCCGAUGUUGAUUGUCUCUCUCCUGGCGUCUUUCUCAACGAUACAAUCAUCAACUUCUACUUAAAGUAUCUAUACUUUGAACAAUUUUCGCCGCUGCAACGUCACGCCACCCAUCUCUUUAAUUCAUUUUUCUAUUCACGUCUCUGCUCUGCUCACUGUGAUAUCUCUCUCAAUCCUGAGUCCGCUGAUGAAGAUCUUCGGAUGUCUCGACAUGCCGCAGUAGCCAACUGGACACGACGGGUGGAUAUCUUCACGAAGGACUACAUCAUAAUCCCAAUAAACGAAAAUCUUCACUGGUUUUUGGGUCUCGUUUGUUAUCCUUGGAUGGUCGGAAUGGUCAGCUACACAAAACUCUAUGCGGACUACAGUUUUGAUCAGUGCCGUCUUAUACCCGACUUUGCAGACACGAACAACGUCGAGGCUUCUUUCAGUGAUAUUGGCAUUGAGGAGGUUAAGGCUUUGCCAACGGAUGAGCGAGGUGAGGCCUUUGACAGAUGGCGACGUAGGCGUCUGGCCUGGCUGCGUGGACGGGGUAUCAAUGCUAUGCCCUGUAUUCUUCUUUUCGACUCCAUCUCCGCUCAGCAGCGUAUCGGGAAUCUCCAUAUUAUUCGAAACUAUUUGCAGGCAGAAUGGGAUGUCAGGAGGAAGGAGAGGGAUGGUGAUAUGCUAUUUAACAAGGACACUGUUCGUGGAUUCAGUCCUCGUGUCCCAGGUCAGAGCAAUCUGGUGGAUUGUGGCAUUUUUCUGUUGCACUAUGUGGAGAUGUUUUUCAAGAGGCCUCUAAAAAGUUACACACGGGAGUUCUUCCAGAAUGAAAUGAGUCGGUGGUUCGAAAGCGAGAUGCUAGGGAAAAAACGGUCUGUUAUUAGCAAACUUAUCGAGCAAAUUUCGCGACGACCCUCAAAAUCCGACCAAAAUCCAUACAAGCGUCCAAUCCCCAUGCAAUGA
Messenger RNA from Hydatigera taeniaeformis, 2400 nucleotides. The record is from the annotation of a GenBank genome assembly. Lineage: Eukaryota; Metazoa; Platyhelminthes; Cestoda; Cyclophyllidea; Taeniidae.